Monopterus albus (swamp eel) is the source of this 8522-nucleotide messenger RNA. It is a transcript of the gene nlgn1, whose product is annotated as neuroligin 1. The transcript is spliced from 12 exons. The record is from RefSeq and is a predicted model, not a curated record. Gene Ontology annotation, cellular component: membrane. Bases 967 to 3606 code for a protein of 879 amino acids. Gene Ontology annotation, molecular function: neurexin family protein binding. Lineage: Eukaryota; Metazoa; Chordata; Actinopteri; Synbranchiformes; Synbranchidae.
CAGCCAAGUGCAGCUUGAAUCGUGAGGAGCGGACUAUGGGGAGAAAAAAAAAUCCCACUGUUUUCAUGAACAUCACCGUGAUUAACAUGUAAGACCUGGAGGCAAUGGUCUUUGUCCUUCUAAGAUAAUGUAAUUCUUAUUAUAGUUAUGAAUUAAAAAAGAUCCCGAAUCAACAGCGGACUUGUUUGUGGACUGAAGGGGUUUCUCAAUUUGUUUCCGCGUCGGUGUAAAUGUUGGACCGCAUUUAACCCGAGUUUCUACCCUGUGGAGUGAAAAGUGCGCCAGGCUUAUGUCCAACGCUUGAGCGACGGGAUUUUUUUUGGGGAGGCUAUGUGGCUUUUGGAUGGAAUGCACCUUUUCCUAACGGGACGUAACGCACAGAGGGAUAUUAUUUGAAGCGGAUAAGAGCAGCGGAUGGGAUCCUUCCUAAAGGGGGACAGACUUUCGACCAGACACAACUACUCCAGAUAUAUCCAUUACAGCCAUUGCAGCACUGCUCCUCCUUCUGCUCCUGUACAUGGCAAUCUACUCACCUCACAGUGGUGGAAACCAUUAAACUAACUGGUGUGUCUACCUGCUGUGAAGGGGCGCAUAAAGAUGAUAUUUCUACCGUUUUCUUCUUCAUUGCAGUGGUUGUUGGCAUGACCUUUGUGAGACAUAUUAUCCAUGUUGUGAGGAAUAUUUCUUCAAUUUUCUUCACCAAGCUGGGUGAAUCUGAUGGCUGCUACAUUUUCACUGGAUGGUUUUCACUGCCUGGAUUUUAAAAAGGAUUAUUAGAAACCACAGUUCUCAUUCACUUCGGAGUUACCCACUCGCUUAUGCUUGUGUGUGAAUGUGAAGUUAGUGUGACUGUGUGUUUGUGUUUGCAUCUGCAUGGUGUAAGUGAGAGACAGAAAACAAGGAAUUUUCACUCAGAAAGGACAAGAGAGGAUACAACAAACAAGUUAAAAACGAGGAGUAGCAGCAAUGUCCCACUGGAGGCACAAUUCAAGGACUGGAUGUCGACUACUUCAGAGCAGGAGCAGGAUGAUGGGAUAUAUUAAGCUUGAAGCUUCCUUAAAUGCCAGGUGGUGGGUGUCCUCUCUAAUAUGGCUGGGGCUGCUAGUGCUCCAGGUGUGUCUGGCUAGUGUGUCGGCUGAGAAACUUGAUGAGAACGACCCAGUGGUGACCACUGCCAAUGGCAAGCUGCGCGGCGUUAAGAAGGAGCUCAAUAAUGAAAUCCUGGGUCCUGUCGUGCAGUUUCUGGGUGUGCCGUAUGCCACUCCACCCACUAGCGAGCGCCGCUUUCAACCACCCGAGCCACCAGCAUCUUGGCCGGACAUCCGCAAUGCCACACACUUUGCCCCUGUGUGCCCUCAGAGCAUCGUGGAGGGCCGCCUCCCAGAUGUGAUGCUGCCGGUGUGGUUCACCAACAGCAUUGAUGUGGUGUCCACAUAUGUCCAAGACCAGAGCGAGGACUGUCUUUAUCUUAACAUCUACGUCCCUACUGAGGAUGUCAAAAGAAUAUCCAAGGAAUGUGCCAGGAAACCAGGCAAGAAAAUAUGUAGACAAGGAGGUCCCCUUACAAAGAAACACACUGAUGAUUUAGGUGAUAGUGACAACACGGACGACGAAGACAUUAGGGAGAGUGGAAGCCCUAAGCCAGUGAUGGUUUUCAUCCACGGGGGCUCCUACAUGGAAGGAACUGGCAAUAUGUUUGAUGGCAGCAUCCUGGCCAGCUAUGGGAAUGUGAUUGUCAUAACUGUCAACUACCGACUGGGCGUCCUAGCAGGGUUCCUGAGUACAGGUGACCAGGCAGCCAAAGGGAAUUACGGAUUGUUGGACCAGAUCCAGGCUCUGCGUUGGACCAGUGAGAACAUUGCAGCCUUCGGUGGUGACCCCUUACGUAUCACUGUGUUCGGUUCAGGUGCUGGCGCUUCCUGUGUCAACUUGCUCACACUAUCUCACUACUCUGAGGGCAACCGCUGGAGCAACUCCACCAAAGGCCUGUUCCAGAGGGCCAUAGCCCAGAGCGGCACAGCUCUUUCCAGCUGGGCUGUCAGCUUUCAGCCAGCUAAGUAUGCCCGAAUGUUGGCCCGUAAAGUGGGCUGUAACCUGGAGGACACUGUAGAGCUUGUGGUGUGUCUGCAAAGAAAACAUUAUAAGGAGCUGGUGGAUCAAGACAUCCAGCCAGCCCGAUACCACAUUGCCUUUGGACCUGUUAUUGAUGGAGAUGUUAUACCUGAUGAUCCUCAGAUACUCAUGGAGCAAGGUGAGUUCCUCAACUAUGAUAUAAUGCUGGGAGUGAACCAGGGUGAGGGCCUAAAGUUUGUGGAGCUGAUCGUGGACAACGAAAAUGGCGUCCAGGCUAAUGACUUUGACUACGCCGUGUCCAGCUUUGUGGAUGACCUGUACGGUUACCCAGAGGGCAAAGACAUCCUCCGGGAGACCAUCAAGUUCAUGUAUACAGACUGGGCUGAUCGGCACAACCCAGAGACCCGCCGGAAGACACUGCUGGCCCUUUUCACUGAUCACCAGUGGGUAGCACCGGCUGUUGCUACAGCUGACCUGCACUCCAGCUUUGGGUCACCAACAUAUUUUUAUGCCUUCUAUCACCACUGUCAGACAGAACAGGUUCCACCGUGGGCAGAUGCAGCACAUGGAGAUGAGAUCCCGUAUGUGUUUGGCUUACCGAUGACUGGACCAACAGAGCUGUUUCCCUGCAACUUCUCCAAGAAUGAUGUGAUGCUCAGUGCAGUAGUCAUGACCUACUGGACAAACUUUGCCAAAACAGGGGACCCAAACCAGCCUGUCCCCCAGGACACUAAGUUCAUCCACACCAAGCCCAAUCGCUUUGAAGAAGUGGCAUGGACUCGCUACAACCAGAAAGAUCAGCUUUAUCUACACAUUGGCCUAAAGCCCCGAGUCAAAGAGCACUACCGUGCCAACAAGGUUAACUUGUGGUUAGAGCUGGUUCCCCAUCUGCACAGUCUCAAUGAGGUCACCCAGCUAAUCCCCACCACCACCAAGAUCCCUGCCCCAGAGGCUACUAACCGCACCCCAAAAACCAAGGUUCUAGUGACUAGGCGCCCUAACCCGACUCCAUUCCCCACUGAGACCCAGGACAGCCACAACCAGCCACACCUGGUGGACCAGCGUGACUACUCCACUGAGCUCUCAGUAACCAUUGCUGUGGGAGCCUCGUUGCUCUUCCUCAACAUCCUUGCCUUCGCCGCGCUUUACUACAAGAAAGACAAACGCCGGCAUGACGUCCAUAGGCGCUGCAGCCCUCAGCGGAGCGCUGCAAAUGACCUGGCCCACACUCAGGAGGAGGAGAUCAUGUCCCUGCAAAUGAAGCAGCACUCAGACCUGGAUCGGGACUGCAGGGGGGUGGGUGACUCCCUGCACCCACAUGAUGUGGUGCUGAGGACUGCCUGCCCACCAGACUAUACUCUGGCCAUGAGGCGCUCACCGGACGACAUCCCGCUCAUGACGCCAAACACUAUAACCAUGAUCCCCAGCACCAUGGGGGGGCUCACCUCGCUCCACUCUUUCAACACCUUCCCCAGCAGUGGGCAGAAUAACACCUUGCCCCACCCACACUCACACUCCACCACUCGGGUAUAGCCCUGUAGAUGCACCCAUGCAGGUAGGACUCUGUGGGCUGAAGCAAAAGCUAACGCCACUGCUGCAGUAGAGACUUGAGACUGAUAAGCUGACAAACACCGUUAUGUCAGGAGCUGAAAUGCCAACCUGGAGCUUGUCAGAUACUCAUGGAAUUGCACCAGGAUUGUACAACACCCUGUUAAUACCUGAGGGAAUAUAAUCAUAUAGUGCAGAGAUUUCUGGGGGUUUGGACCGGGGGGCAGGGAGCAUAAUUAUGUUUUUUUUUUUAGAAAAAAGACAAGAAGAAAAAAGUAAAAUAAGGAGAUGAAGAAAAACAGCCUCAAAAGCUAAAAUAUGUGAGUUUUUUCUGAUACUGCAGCAAAACAAAGUACAGUAAACUACUUUUUCUUUCUAGCAACAGAUAUGGCCUUUGGGAUCUUUUGAGAAAUGACUGCUUGACAGUAUUAUCUGGAAGCAGAAAGGAGCAUCAGACACCUCGGAGGUGGGAAGAGGGGAGUGUUUUGUAAAAGAGAGAAAACAUAUUGUUCCCCUUUUGGCAUCACACUGCAGAUUACUGUUUAUGGGGAUGCCACACAACCCAAUUUAGGCAUGUGUUAACUUCAUAUAUGGAGGCUAUGUAAGAUAAUGCAAAAACCACUGCUGAAAAUAGCAAAGGAAGGAUGUGAAAAUGUGAAGGACAAAGAAACCCUGUAUGCACAAAAGAACCAUUUUGAGGGGGGAAAAUGACACGUAUACUUUUCAUCAGUUUAUUUUUGAGGAUUGGGAACUAUUUUAUUGUAUAGAAACUCUUUACAUACCUAGAUCUGUAAACUAAGCACCAAGGCUGUUUAAGCCCUCUUCUCUUUGGGGGUUGUCUAUACUCCAAACCUGCCAGCAGGAUUGAACCAGUGGAAGUGGAGGACCCACCUACUGGCUUUUUGGCAGUUCCAAUUUCAACACAGAGCUGGGGACAAAGGAUAAUUGGAUAUUUUAGCACGAUGCGCAUGACAAUUUAUCUGCUUGAUGGCUGCUCUGCUGAUUAUGUCAUUAUAAGAAUAAUUUUUACCCUCUUCCUUGCAUUGGAGCAAUUUCAGAUGGAUUUCCUGAUCGGAAUUUGGGAAAACACACACCCUCGCCGGACCAUGAGAAAUGCAGUUCCAGGUUGUGGAUAUUAUUGGCUCGAGUCGGGGACAAUAAGGAGAGGGGCUGGGGAUAUAGUAAAACUUCCUUGCAUAACAUAAAAUAGCUUGAGUGAAGCUGGGCAUACAAGGACUAGUUUUGUAUUCUGUGUUGGUACUACUUUUUGAUAGUGGUUAAAUCACAUUACACUGUAUCAUUCAAACUCAUUGUACCUUCAGUUGAGAUCAGUGUUCUUUGCUAUUCUACUUAUUGGACCACUUUAACUUAUAGAACUAAUCACCUGCACUGUUUAUUCCAUUGCCAGUUUUUCUUUUCUUUAACUGGGAGGUGGAUUGAGUGACACAGUGGCUGCCCACUGGUGUGAAAAAAUGGAGAGAAACUGGUGGAAAAUGCUCCACUUCCUUUAACCAGCCAGGUUCUGUAGAGCUGUUUAAUCAGGGCACCAUAUGUGACGAAUUUAAGUCAGGCCAAGCACAGACAGAUCAGCCUAGGUGGAAUUCUGCACAUCGGGUGAAUUAGAUGAAAAGCUUGGGUCAGGAUAGGUUAGUUUCCAUGUGGCAAUUUUUCAUUAUCAGUCAAGAUUGAUCAUUUUUGGAAGUGCAUUAUGUUAAAAAGGAAAGAAAAAGAAAGGCCUCCAUAGCAGCUGAGAGACACAGUCAGGCUCUUUACCUCAUUUUAAAGAGCUAUUACUUUUUUGGGGGGCCUCAUUUUUUUCUACUAGAGAUUCUCUGUUGUUCUCUGUUGUUUCAUCAUUUAUACUGAGCUGACAGGUUGGGCUGUUUAGCAAAAUGGUUUCCCCUCACAUCCUCAGCACCUUCAGUUUACUGUUCCCUGCAAGGUUUUCUGCCAUCGCUAGCAUCUUUAGGUCAGUGACGCCGCGACAGCUAACAAUGUUAGCCAUUGGAGUAGGAGUGAGUCAUACAGGAAAGCAGUCUGCAAUCGGAUCCAGUUACUUAAGUCAUUGCAGGGGUAAAGUGGUGAUCUUUAUAACAGACAAAGAAGAGGAAUAUCCUGGAUGACAACCCUAUUGUGUUCAGAUAUAGAAAUCUGUACACUGGCACAGAUAUACUACUUGGUAAGCUAAAACGCUUCUCCCCCUGGUUUCCCUUCACUAACGUGUAUAUGUGUGGAGGCCUGUGUUGUGAGAAUACAUCCUUCCCCUUUUGGCUUGUUCACAGGCACUGUGCAGUCAUUCAAAAUAAUGAGUGUGGACUGCUCUUACCACAUAUAACACUGCAGCAGGCAAGCUGGCUGGAGGGAUACAAUCUGGUCUGUUAUAGGGAGUGUUGCUUUUUGGGAUAAGAUUUAAAUUAAAUAAACUAAUUGCAUCUCUUUGUUCCAGAUUGUUUCUCUGGAUGAAAUAAAUCACCAGGGCUUGAUCUGAGGUUUUAACAAAAUAAGGACUGUAAGGCUAUUUAUUAUCACAAAUCAUUCUCAUGGGCCAAGGUGAAAAAACCCUCUCUUGUUCUCUGUGUUGUUCUCAGCAACAUUAAAAAUGUGUGAAUUUCAGAAUCUUGAGCCAGUGCAUCCUAUAGGUUAGUUGACUUUGUACUGACUAGCUGCUAGCCUUCUAGCUCUACACUCAACUUGCCCAUUUUUGCUAGGCAGCAUGCAUACAAGCAUAUGCAAAUGAAAAUGUGUGUGCAAACACCCUAACACAGCCGUGUGCUAGGAAAUUAGGCCUGGGCUUUUCGAGUGUUGUGGUAUCUACUCAAGAUAUUGUAUAUAGGCUAACACCCUGAUUGCCUGCACUUGGACUCAAGAUUUAUGAGACCCAUAUAAAAAGCACCAUGACCUUGUUUUUGUAACCCAGGUCAAUGGCUGAAAUAUAUUUCACAAGAUAUGGAGGGGAGCCUUGGAAGAAAAUGAAACACUUUUGUUGGCUGGGUGGCUGGGAGUAUUGAUAAAAGCAAAAAUCCCUUCAAUGCAAGGCAAUAUAAUAAGUUUCCAACUGUCAGCGAUGCUGGGAGUAGACUACACAAUAUGAGCCCCAGAAGGCCCAACCCAGAAUCAGAUGUGAAGACUAACAUAACAGGUGCAAUUUUCCUGACCAGCAGUAUUUUCCAUGGUUGCAUGUCUAGUCUUUUUUGUGCACUGGUGUGUUUGGUAUUUUCCUGCCAUGAAUCAGUGCUCUUACACUGAGGUGGGAGGAGAGGCACAGUUGAGGUCCUGUGUACACUAAUUAGGCAGCACAGUGCAAUUUUGGUUCUCGCUUUAACCCAAAAUAGUGAUGACAAUAACACCUGCUCAGGCCACCUUUUAUCACUGUUGCAGGUGUACGGUAUUUGCAUAGACUGCAAAGCAUGAGAUCAGGUAUGCACACCAACUUAAAAUUAACCCUUAAAUCCACAACUGAUCUGCUGGAGUUCACUCUCAAUAAUUUAAUGUGUAUCAUGAAGAUUGUUUUUAAAUAAAAUAAAUAAACUAGUCCUCGGCCAUAGAUAUGAAUAUGGUCAAACAGUGUUAGUGCACGUCAGGACGCACCAUCUGUCCUUACAGGAUGCAGUCAGUGGAGAUCUGCAGUCAGCAGCGAUCUGCAGCCAGAGGCGGGCUGCAGCCAGCAUAUGGGAAUCCAAAUUCACAUUAAAAAAUUACACAUAAUAAGACAUGAAAGCAGCUCAUGGGCCAAGAAAAAUAAGAGACACCCUGCAGAUGUCUCCAUUAAUCCUGUUGUGCAGCAGGUAAAGUCAGUCUGACGUCACUGUGCUGCUGUCAGUAAGUUACAUUUGAUUCAAACGAACAAGUUUCACACAGACACACCUUCAUUACCACUGUGGGGAUGUACGUUGUGUCUGUUUUGGCAUUUUAUGGAGGUUUGAUCAGCUUUGAAAGCAGUUGUAGGUGGAGAUGAAGUGGAUGACACAUCCACUGGCUGUAAGCUCUGGUAGACCACAGUCAGUUUCAGCACAAACGCAGUGAUCACAAUAUGAUUUUAUUGUAUUAUUUUAAAAACUGUGAAUCAUUUAUAAGGUUACAUGAGUAUCUCACACACUGGAUGCAGCGGUGAGUAAAUUACACUAUAUAAUUGCUGCUGGUUAUAAGGAUAAUAAGGAUAAUCACCUUUAUUGGCCAAGUAUGUUACACACAAAGAAUUUGUUUCCGGUACAGAACCGAUAGGACCACAGACUUCUUUCUUCCAUGCACAAACGCUGGUCAGUGAUAUUAGCAGACUGCUGAGUGAAUAUUUAUGUGCAGUACUUCUACAUAAACAGUUUUGUCAAUGCCAAUUUAGGAAUGGAGAACAGGAGAAGACGGUACAGGGAAAGAAACUCAUAAGUCACAGCUCAUAUAUCAUACAUCAUUCAGUCAGGUUUCUGCUCUGCUCGUUAAAGGAGAUGAGAGGAACUGGUUUGAUUGGACAUAACUGAAGCCAGCCCCAACUUCACCUGCUCACGAUGUGUCCCUCCAUGUAAUAACGUACUCCACUCACCCUACUAAAUGUGCUUCGUAAAUCCUGGCUGUGCAUCAAAGUGCGCUGCAUCUGUGGUCACCAAAAUUGCAAAACACCAUUGAACAUGCCCAUGUUUACCUUGUGCCUGGAGUUUAGACAGAAAUUUAACAAUGUGCCCUCUUGCAGGAAAAUGGAGCCCAACAUCUUGGACACCUUUUCAAGCCUCAACCGAAAGACUUUCAUGUUUCUUUUUUUUCACCUAUUUUUAAAAACUUUAUGAUGUGCUCAAAGAUAUUAACCUAUAGACAAGUAAUCCCACACAGCCGUUAACAUGUGUAUGAAGGCCACGAUACUAACCCCUCUCACACUAAGGUGGCAUAUUGGAAACAUUAAAGCUCCAAACACU